GGCAUCGCUCAUCAGAAUAAGCUUCCAAGAUGGCGGACAACAGUUUGUCUUGGACGUCGACGCCAGAACUCAAACUUAACCUUAACGCCAUCAAGAAAUGCGACCAGUUCGUGGUAAAUAUUAUCGACACGGCGUCUCAAGUCGCUCUGUAUAAAUUCAAUUCUGAGACACAGGCUUGGGAAAAGACGGAAGUAGAAGGAGCAUUAUUUGUAUAUAGCAGAUCAAGUCACCCCAAGACAGCGUUCUUUAUAAUGAACAGACUUAACAUGAAUAACAUCAUGGAACCCAUCACAAGAAGCAUGGAGUUUAAGAUGCAGGACCCGUUCUUACUUUUUAGAAAUAAAACAAGUGGUAUUUUUGGAAUAUGGUUUUAUGCUGGCUCAGAGUGUGUCCGAUUAUCAGAUCUCCUUAUAAGACUUAGCUCAGAGGAACCCCAAGUCAGACCCCCAAGUGAACCUGAUUUGAAUAAAAAGGAGAAACCACAAGGAGAACCAAAUGGAAAAGUCGAUAUAAUGCAAAUGUUUGCAAAAGCUCAAGAAAAGUAUGAUAAAGAAAAAUCAAGUAAUAAGUCAGAAGCAAAUGCACAAGAACAGAAGCCUACUAUUGAGGAACAAAAACAACAGCAAAGUGAACAGCUCCAACAACUUCUAAGAGGGCCAGAGCCAAGCAGGAAGACACGCUCAUACUCUACACCAGUAGCACCUUCACCAAGUGUUUCCACCUCCGGCAUGUCUAUAGUAACAUACUGUCAAGAUAACGGACCAUUAGGGCUCCUUCAAGCCAUGACCAAUACCAAGCAGGCAUCAUGUACCCAGCCAGGAAGACCAGUUGAGGAACAGCCAUCAGAGAGUCCAAGAACAGGGGCUCAGAGAAAGUUAUUUGGGGGAGAUAAAACUGCAACAAGUAAUACGAUAACUGCUGCUCUCUCUACUUUGCAGACAAGUCAGGAUACUCCGCAAAAAAGCAUGGAACAGGCAGCGAAUGCUGCUUCACUGAUGUCACCCAUGGCAUUCAAAGCCCCUCCCAAGGUCUCUGCCGCACCUUCACCCAUCAAACCCUUGCCCCCAAAGCUAGAGAUCUCCCCCCUGACAGCAGACCAGAUGGCUCAAUCUAUGACUUACUUAUUGAAGAAUGAUCCAGAUUUUGUAAGAAAAUUGCAUGAAGCAUACCUGAAGAGCUUACACGAGUUACUCCCUACAUAGCUAGAUAAUGUGGAUAUAGGAGCUCUGGUCUUAUUUUACAUGCAUUUAAACUCUUACCUUGUCUGCAUUAUACCCUCUAUCAUAGAGCUUUCUGUGUUUGUCCGUUCCCUUUGCUUAUGUGGAGCAAAGAAAACUAAUGGACAGAGAAAGCUCUGUGCAGGAGAGUACAUAAACUAUAAAAAGAUGAAAAUGGGCUUGAUUAAGAAGAUACAGGUCAAUAUAUUUGUCACUGUUUAAUCAAUUUUUUUUUCAGAAAUGAGCAUUGUCUCUUAGUUUUGAACUGCCGCUGUUUAACUACUUUGAUGGUAUUUUAGUUCUCAAGUUUAGAAAGAAUUUUGACUAAUUGUACUUUUGAGCCUAGUUUGGUUUUCAUUAAAAGAAUUACUCAUU
Nematostella vectensis (starlet sea anemone) is the source of this 1592-nucleotide messenger RNA. RefSeq names its product mRNA-decapping enzyme 1B. Lineage: Eukaryota; Metazoa; Cnidaria; Anthozoa; Actiniaria; Edwardsiidae. Gene Ontology annotation, molecular function: mRNA binding; enzyme activator activity. Gene Ontology annotation, biological process: deadenylation-dependent decapping of nuclear-transcribed mRNA; positive regulation of catalytic activity; deadenylation-independent decapping of nuclear-transcribed mRNA. The record is from RefSeq and is a predicted model, not a curated record. Bases 30 to 1202 code for a protein of 390 amino acids. The transcript has 10 exons. Gene Ontology annotation, cellular component: P-body.